AUGUCCAGCCUGCUCCCCAACGAGGAACGCUUGAGGGCGAGAAAGCCUCUUCCGACACCAUAUCCAGCAUAUCUACCCACUGCGGAGUCACCCCUUACGGUCAACAAUGACUUGUACACCUCUAUCCAGCAAGGCCAAAGAGAGCUCGUCGACUCUUUCGUCCUGCCUAUCCGUUCGGGCCGUGCCUGGAAAGCUCCUGCGAAGAGCAUUAUAAGGAUCAGUACACCAGAGGGACCUCAAGUUGGCGAUCUGAAUAUUUGGAACGCAAACAACCCUCGUGAGCGGUUCUGGGCCUCUCGAACAAAACAGCUCCACUCGUCCCAUGUCACGACCUACGAUAGGCUAUGGUCCUGCCUACCGUAUAUGCGACCGCUAGUCACUAUCAUCGCUGAUUCGCUUUCUUGGUAUGGAGUCGACGAGACAGGUGGGAGAGUUCAUGACCUCCUUGGAACCAGAUGCGACCCGUAUAUCAAUACGGUGCUUUCCGGGCCAGCAGCAUCGUACGACUAUCACUGUCAUUCCAACCUCACCAGAGCCGUACUACCCUUUGGUCUCAACGAGUCUGACGUGCAUGAUGUGAUCAACCUGUUCCAGGUCACCGGCUUGGACUCUAAGGGCAGGUACUUCAUGAAUCCAAGCCCUGCACAACCCGGUGACCAUAUCGAAUUUUUUGCCGAACAGGAUCUCUUGAUGGCGCUGUCGACAUGCCCAGGUGGAGACCUGUCCUUGUGGGGGUUUGGAAGUGAUAGUGAGAAGGAGAUGAUCAAAUGCUGUAGGCCUCUGAAAGUAGAGGUAUUCAAGCUGGUGGAUGAAGAUAAGGCGCUAGGAGGGAAGUGGAAGCCGGCGGAGCGGCCUGACUACCGUGGCGUCCAUGGCAUGGUUGUUCCUGAAGGAGAAAAGAGGCAAUAG
This is a messenger RNA of Cladophialophora carrionii CBS 160.54, 909 nucleotides long. RefSeq lists its product as uncharacterized. Bases 1 to 909 code for a protein of 302 amino acids. NCBI's taxonomy places the organism in Eukaryota, Fungi, Ascomycota, Eurotiomycetes, Chaetothyriales, Herpotrichiellaceae. The record is from RefSeq and is a predicted model, not a curated record. The transcript has 2 exons.